UUGUAAUCCGAUUACCAAUACCCACACCACAGUUAGGGAGGAGCGUGGUAAGAAACGGUAACGGGUCUGAUCGCUGCUUAUCUCCAAUUGCAACAUUUUCUUUUCCAUUUUUCUGCUUGAAUUUUCCUCCUCCAUACUUUGCCUCUCCCCUCACUCCUCACUAAACAACUCCUGGGAUUUUUUUUCUUUUUCCCUCUCUCUCCCUCAUUUUCUUCUUCUUUUUUAUUUUCUUCCCCUCUCUUCUCCUCCCCUUUCUUUCUUUCUUUUUCUCUCUCCCAUCAUGACUCCUCCAGUUUCUGAUCCUGUUUCCACCCAAAGUCCUGAUGCCGCCGCCCAAGUCGCCGGACAGUCCUCCUCCCAUGCCUCCCGCGCCGCCGAACUCUCCAGUCUUAAAGUAAAGCUGCACGCUGCCCUGCGCCAAUUCCCCGACUUCCCCUCUCCCGGCAUCCUCUUCGAAGAUAUCCUCCCCAUCUUCGCCGACCCCACCUUGCACGAGUCUCUCGUCCGCUGUCUCGAACUCCACAUCCUCGAAACCCACGCCGACCAGAAGCCUGAUGUUGUCGUCGGUCUGGAGGCCCGAGGCUUCCUCUUCGGUCCCAGUCUCGCCCUGAGACUCGGUGCCGGCUUCGUCCCCGUCCGGAAGCAGGGCAAGCUCCCGGGACCGUGUGAGACCCAGGGCUACGAGAAGGAGUACGGUCAGGACUUCUUCCAGAUGCAGGCUGGUUCUAUCAAGCCGGGUCAGAAGGUCUUGGUGGUGGACGAUAUCAUCGCUACUGGUGGCUCCGCCCAGGCCGGUGGUGAGCUCGUCAAGAAAAUGGGAGGUGACCUCAUGGGUUUCAUCUUCAUGCUCGAACUCGAUUUCCUCAAGGGCCGCGAGAAGCUUUCCGCUCCGGUCUAUACUCUCCUGACUGGUCAAGAGAAGAAGGCCUAAUCAACAACAGUCGACAUUCUUUAGUGCUCUGCGUGUACACCGUUGUUUUGGGGCCCAUUUCGCCAGCAAACAAUAUGAAACCAGCAAAAAAGAGAACCACACCGCUUUGAUCUUUUCUUUUUU
This is a messenger RNA of Aspergillus candidus, 1054 nucleotides long. RefSeq names its product adenine phosphoribosyltransferase APT1. Bases 281 to 931 code for a protein of 216 amino acids. The record is from RefSeq and is a predicted model, not a curated record. Gene Ontology annotation, molecular function: adenine phosphoribosyltransferase activity; AMP binding; adenine binding. Gene Ontology annotation, cellular component: cytoplasm. Gene Ontology annotation, biological process: AMP salvage; adenine salvage. The transcript has 2 exons. NCBI's taxonomy places the organism in Eukaryota, Fungi, Ascomycota, Eurotiomycetes, Eurotiales, Aspergillaceae.